Molecule: messenger RNA, 1381 nt
Organism: Cricetulus griseus (Chinese hamster)
Lineage: Eukaryota; Metazoa; Chordata; Mammalia; Rodentia; Cricetidae
Source: RefSeq, a predicted model, not a curated record
AGAUGCUGAGGAUGCAAUCUAUGGAAGAAAUGGUUAUGAUUAUGGCCAGUGUCGACUUCGUGUGGAAUUCCCCAGGACUUACGGAGGUCGGGCUGGCUGGCCCCGUGGUGCAAGGAAUGGGCCUCCUACAAGACGGUCUGAUUUCCGAGUCCUUGUUUCAGGACUUCCUCCGUCCGGCAGCUGGCAGGACCUGAAAGAUCACAUGCGAGAAGCUGGGGAUGUCUGUUAUGCAGAUGUACAAAAGGAUGGAAUGGGGAUGGUUGAAUAUCUGAGAAAAGAAGACAUGGAGUAUGCUCUGCGUAAACUGGAUGACACAAAGUUCCGCUCUCACGAGGGUGAAACUUCAUACAUCCGAGUUUAUCCUGAGAGGAGCACUAGCUAUGGCUACUCACGGUCCCGGUCUGGGUCCAGGGGCCGUGAUUCUCCAUACCAAAGCAGGGGCUCUCCACACUACUUCUCUCCUUUCCGGCCUUACUGAGGAAGACCGUGGGAAGUUUCUCUCUCUCUCUCUUUUUUUUUUAGAUGUGCUGAGCUGCUUUGUGCUCAGAAUCUACAUUCCAGAUUGAUAAUUUAGCAUCUUAGGAAAUUUUUUUAAUUUCUUUCUUUCUUUUUUUAAGGAACUACAUAAUUUCAACCAGGGCUGCCAUACUAGCAGUGAAAUGUUUUAGACUGCAGAAAUAGAAGUUGUGGCUUUGGUUCAGAAACAAGUUGUAUAUUUUUCACCCCUGAUUAUGGGACAGAAAUCAGUGCUGCAUCUUUGUGGGUCACUCUGCUCUGGAGAUCAGCAGUUACGAUGACUGAGUUGCCCAUUUUGUUUAGAAAUAUAUUUUAAAUGUUUAGUAAUUGGUAUGUGGUUGUCUUUGAGUAAGCAUGUAGGUUUCACCAACAGGUUCUUGCCAAAAAGAAGUAUCAUUUGCAUUGUCACACCAGCUUGUCAGAAGCGGGAGAAACGGUGAUGGUUUCAAAAUUUCAAUACCCAAGGGCAGAUCCCAAGAUUGAUUUUUAUGUACAUGUGUGUACCAUGUGUGUGUUAGUGCCCACUGAGGCCAGAAAGACAGCAUAGAUCCCCUGGAACUGGAGUCACAGGAGGUUGCGGGCCACCCUGAGUUGACCUGGUACUAGGAGCCUGACUCAAGUCAGACAGGAGACUAGGAAGUGCUCUUUUUUGUUGUUUUGUUUUUCUGAAACAGGAGUUCUCUGUGUAGUCCUAGCUGUUCUUGAACUGAGAGAUCCACCUGCUUUUGCCUCCUAAGUGCCUGCUGGGUUUAAAGACAUGGGCCACAGCACCAGUUUAGGAAGUUCUCUUAACCACUGAGCCAUCUUUAAGCCAGAUUCUUAUGAUGCAGAACUGACAAUGUAAAAUAAACUGCCUGUAAAAGGA